CGACACCCAACAAAUCCAAACAGGCAACAUCCACUUCGAAAAAAGGCAACUGAAGAGAUUCAAUCCAUCGCAACGCCAUUUCGAGAGCUUUUCCUUCCAACCCUGACGAACCACUCAUCGGAAAUCCUUCCGCCGCCACAGCAGCUCCAGCGUGAUCUCUCAGAAGGAAGCCGGAUAAUGAUUUCCCGUUCUGACGAAACCCCGCCCAAUUCAGCUUCAGCUUCCCCCUACAAGGCUUGACCCAACUGACAGCUCGAGGUUUCCUUCGUCCAAAGCUUUGAGGAGAGGAUUCAGACCAAAUCGCCUCCCAGUAAGACUUCCAAAGAUGCCAUGUGAUAACUCCUGAUUUCAGUAAUGCAUUAUCAAAGAACACCCAGAUUGAUCUAGCAAAAGAGGAUGAGAGCAGAAUGUGGUCCUGAUAAGCACUUUCCUUCUUACAAAAUGGGCACCUGGUCGGAAAAACUGCUGCAAACUUAGCCAAAUUAUGGAGCGAGGUAGACAUUCUGUAGAUGUGGGUAAUCUCCAACGCAAUCGCAAGAGGGAGAUUGCAUCGACUCGAUCUACUUCACGCAAAGGCAAAGGUAAAGCGCGGGCCGAGUCUUCUUUUCAAAGUCGAGAUGAUUUUGAAACGGAUUACCAACGGCGAGAUGGUAUGAUGAUGUCCGACGAGGAACUACAACACCUAUUGUCCCAAAAUGAUCCACGUUUUGCACAAGAACAACAAUUCCCGACAACCAUCGAUGAAGAGGAGCUCGAGGAUGACGAUGGGGAGGAGGACGCGGGGGGCGACGGGACUCCGGAUGAUGAGCAAGAGGACGAGGGCCCUUCAACGACUACAACCAAAAUUGGUAAGAAAUCUAAAUCUAGCAAUGCCGAUAUCAACCGUUGCCGUGGAACAAGAAUUCAGUGCGGCCGGCAACGUCCUAACCGAUUUUAGAACGAGGUUGAGCCUGAGCUCUCUUGAGACACUAGUUUGCUUUCACGAUUGGUUGAAGGCCCAACGAAGAACUCAAGAAAUUACCAUCACUCCCUCCCGCCACUUUAUGGAGGAAACAACCGAAGGCGGAGAGUCCGAUUGAUUUUUUAUUACAAAAUGUAUUACAUUUUUUAAAUUCAUCCUAAUUCUCAAUUGUACUUCUUAUUUGAAAUAAAUAUACUUCAAUUCGAAUAUAAUAUAUUGUAAUUGUAAUAAGAUUUAUUCUAAUUAUAUAAUAAUUAAA
Molecule: messenger RNA, 1220 nt
Organism: Cuscuta europaea
Lineage: Eukaryota; Viridiplantae; Streptophyta; Magnoliopsida; Solanales; Convolvulaceae
Source: the annotation of a GenBank genome assembly